Clonostachys rhizophaga is the source of this 1062-nucleotide messenger RNA. The record is from the annotation of a GenBank genome assembly. NCBI's taxonomy places the organism in Eukaryota, Fungi, Ascomycota, Sordariomycetes, Hypocreales, Bionectriaceae.
AUGUCUGUCCCUGCCUUCGCUGAUAUCGCCAAGUCGGCCAACGAUCUCCUCAACAAGGAUUUCUACCACCUGUCCGCCACCACCUUCGAGUUCAAGGACACUGCCCCCAAUGGCGUUGCCUUCAAGGUCACUGGCAAGUCCAGCCACGACAAGGUCACCGCCGGUGCUAUUGAGGGAAAAUACACCGACAAGCCUACUGGUACGGCAUCACCCCCAAAUCAUGACCCCAGCUCCAAACCAUCACCACCCAAGCGAAAACCUCGCAAAUCACCACACUCUUCUUCUUCCCCUUCUCUUAGACUGGGACGCAUUCUUGGCCCCAGAACUGGCUGGCCGCUAGAAUUUGCGGCCAUGUUCCAGCCAGGAAACAAUGGCUAUGCUCAGCUGCUAAUGCUAUAUUCGCGCGCAGGCCUGACCCUCACCCAGACCUGGAACACCGCCAACGCUCUCGACACCAAGCUCGAGGUCAACGACACCCUCGCCAAGGGCCUCAAGCUCGAGGGUCUCUUCAACUUCCUCCCCGCCACUAACGCCAAGGGUGCCAAGUUCAACCUCCACUUCAAGCAGCCCGGCUUCCACGGCCGUGCCUUCUUCGACCUCCUGAAGGGCCCCACCGCCAACGUCGACGCCGUCAUCGGCCACGAGGGCUUCGUCGCCGGUGGCAGCGCCGGCUACGACGUCAACAAGGCUGCCCUGACUGCCUACAGCGCCGCCGUUGGCUACACCGCCCCCCAGUACAGUGCCGCCAUCACUGCCUCUGAUAACCUCAGCGUCUUCGCUGCCUCGUACUACCACAAGGUCAACAGCCAGGUCGAGGCUGGUGCCAAGGCUACCUGGAACUCCAAGACCGGCAACACUGUCGGCCUCGAGGUUGCCAGCAAGUACCGCAUCGACCCUGUCUCCUUCGCCAAGGCCAAGGUCAACGACCGCGGUAUCGCUGCUGUCUCCUACAACGUUCUCCUCCGCGAGGGUGUUACCCUGGGUCUCGGUGGCUCUUUCGACACCCAGAAGCUCGACCAGGCCUCCCACAAGGUCGGCGCCAGCUUCACCUUCGAGGGUUAA